Molecule: messenger RNA, 1190 nt
Organism: Labeo rohita (rohu)
Lineage: Eukaryota; Metazoa; Chordata; Actinopteri; Cypriniformes; Cyprinidae
Gene: nme3
Product: NME/NM23 nucleoside diphosphate kinase 3
Exons: 5
Coding region: 103-612 (169 amino acids)
Biological process (GO): GTP biosynthetic process; CTP biosynthetic process; UTP biosynthetic process
Molecular function (GO): nucleoside diphosphate kinase activity
Source: RefSeq, a predicted model, not a curated record
CGCGCAUGUCACCUAGCGACACUCAUCAGCGCGCGCACGCGUCUCCUCCCUCUCUUUCUUCCGAAAACUCUUGAGGCAGUCCGUGCGCCUUGGACUGCUAAGAUGAUCAUACUUUGCUUAACGAUAUUUGCGAACGUCUUCAAGACUGGAUGGACUGGCACAAACGAGCGCACGUUCAUCGCAGUCAAGCCAGACGGAGUUCAGCGCAAACUGGUGGGUGAAAUCAUCCGCCGCUUUGAACGCAAGGGAUUCAAACUGGUCGGCAUGAAGCUCCUGCAGGCAUCAGAAGAGCAGCUCAGGCAGCACUACUGGGAUCUGAGGGAGAAGCCUUUCUACAACGGCUUGGUCAAAUACAUGAGCUCUGGACCCAUCGUUGCAAUGGUAUGGCAAGGGCUGGAUGUGGUGAAGACCGCCAGAAAGAUGCUUGGAGAGACAAACCCAGCAGACUCUCUCCCAGGCACCAUCAGAGGAGACUAUUGCGUUGAAGUGGGCAGGAAUGUGAUUCAUGGCAGUGAUUCAGUUCAAAGUGCUCAGAGGGAGAUUUCACUGUGGUUCAAGCAUGACGAGUUGUUCUGCUGGGAAGAGUGCAGUGAGCACUGGAUCUAUGCUUGAAACCCUUCAUGUAACACUCAUGCACUCAUUGUAACAUACAGCUUCUGCAGCUUCAUCUGCUCCUCAUAGAGAGAACGCUGCUCUGCUCAAGCCAUAAAGUGACCAAAAAACAAAACAGAAAACGUUAUCUUAUAUUGACAAGGUAAUUGCAUUGGUUUGGAUUCCCUAAAAUCCAGUUGUUGGUCAAGCUAUCUUGAAUGUAAUGGUUUUCUUAUUGCUUUCUUUGCAAAUGUUUAAUCUUCACAGAUAUUCAGUUCAUUGCUAAUCUUUGGUAGGUUGGUAGGUCAUGCACUACUCUUAAGAUAUUUUACUUGAGGCGUUUACAUCCACUCGAAAGAUGUUGUUUACAUUUUUACCUCCAAUUUUUCAUGUGGACAUGUGUCAUCUUGAUGCACUCUGUAAAAAAAAACACUAAUUAAUCAUGACUCAAAACGAAAGCAAUAAUGAAUGAUAAAGGGCCAGCAUGCUCUGAAAACUAACUUGAAUAUCCCAGUAAUGCUUUGUCUUUUUCUAGUGGUUGGAACUCAGUUGACCAAAGGGCGCCUUACUAUACAAAUAAAUUAUUCCUUUGUUCAGUA